This is a messenger RNA of Musa acuminata subsp. malaccensis (wild Malaysian banana), 1003 nucleotides long. The record is from RefSeq and is a predicted model, not a curated record. NCBI's taxonomy places the organism in Eukaryota, Viridiplantae, Streptophyta, Magnoliopsida, Zingiberales, Musaceae.
UAGGGACUCUCAACAUGCUAGGUCUGGCCAAGCGAGUUGGUGCCAGAUUCCUUCUCACAAGCACCAGCGAGGUGUACGGCGACCCUUCGCAACACCCGCAGGCUGAGACCUACUGGGGCAAUGUUAAUCCCAUCGGUAUCUCUUCAAUCUCUUCUGUCUCGGUCUCAUGGGGGGAUAAAGCAGCAGUGGUGCUUUCUCAACUUGUUUCGCUCUCUGCGUAUGGUUCUGACAGGUGUAAGGAGCUGCUACGACGAAGGCAAGCGAACUGCUGAGACCUUGACCAUGGACUACCACCGUGGUGCUCAAGUCGAGGUGAGGAUUGCUCGGAUAUUUAACACAUACGGGCCUCGCAUGUCAAUAGAUGAUGGCCGAGUCGUUAGCAAUUUCGUGGCUCAGGCGUUGAGGAAGGAGCCAUCGACGGUGUAUGGAGAUGGAAAGCAAACUAGGAGUUUCCAGUACGUGUCUGAUCUGGUGGAGGGUUUGAUAAGGCUCAUGGAAAGGGAGCACGUCGGUCUAUUCAACCUCGACAAUCCCAGGGAGUUCACCAUGCUAGAGCUCGCGAAUGUGGUCCAGGAAACCAUUGAUCCUAAUGCCAAGAUCGAGUUUCGACCCAACAUAAAGGAUGGCCCUCACAAGCGCAAGCCCGACAUUACCCGUGCCAAGGAAUUGCUCGGUUGGGAGCUAAAGAUCUCACUUCGGCAAGGCCUUCCUCUUAUGGUAUCUGACUUCCGUAAGCGAAUCUUUGGUAAUCAUUCAGACUCUACCCCGUCCACCACUAGCACUAUCACUGAAUCUACCUGAGAUCUCCAUUGAUCUAGCUGUUAAUCCUCAGUCUAGGACCUGACUCGAUAGAGAAUGAUGAGAUAAAAGGAGUUACAUUUUGACUUGAAAGAUGUGCAUUAAGUGAGUGAUCACCACCCGUUUACAAGUAUGCCCGAUAAGCAUUUGUUUUAUUGUAGCUACAUCAGUUAUUAUUACUGUAAGUCGAGGUCAACUAAUUGUU